CUUUGAUUCGCGGAACUGCGUUCGUGAGCACCCCACGCUGUCGCGGUGCUUGCCGUUUGCUCACACACGAAGCCAGCAACGCUAUCGUGGUGGGAAGCAAGUUGCACCUUCGAUCCGCACACAUACCACACUGCCAACCACGCCACCGAGUACCAGCCACCUUCCACCCCCGACGCACACAUUUACCCCAUUCCCAUGCCAUCCCCAGCGUUGAACAUUUUGAGUUAGACGGCCAGGGGAAGACAAGCACUGAAGCGGACCGUAACCAGAGAGCACUUGCUCUUCCUCAGUUCCUUCUUCCUUGAUCUCUUUUGAAGAGAGAAACACGCAUCUCCGUGUCAGGUUUCGAGGCGCGAAUACGCGGCUUGGAGUUGGUUUGACAAGACAACACACUUGCACAUCAUGAGCUCACAGGCACAUCACGGAGGUGACGCAGCAGCGCAGCGGAAUGACGGCUUCAACCCCAUCCCGUUCAUUGUGCUGGCUGUGAUUGGCCUGGCCGUUCAGUUUGUCGUGCGAUCCAUGCUGAAAAAGGAAGAGCCAGAGGAGGCCGAGCGGCCCGUGCGUAGGUCCUCUUCGCGCUCCCGAUCCAGAUCCACAUCGAAAGCGCGAACGCGCUCCGCGUCACGUACACGCUCUAAGAGCCCACGCACAGCGUCGUCUCUGUCCCGCCGCUCGUCCACGACCAGCCUUGGGUCGGCAGCGAGCGCCAACCCAAUCUCAAUGGGUGAGCGCGGGCGCAGCCGUGCGCGCACUCCGACCGCCAUCGACGACGAGGACGUUGAGUCGAAUGCCGCUUCUGCGUCCAAGAGCGCGCAUGCAUCGCCCCCGCACUCUGAGCGCCGAAUGUCAAGACGUGACAGCGAGAGCAGCCUGCUUGCGGACUCGGAGCAAGGCAGCAUGACAAGCUCGGUGGCCAGCAGCGGCGGGCACAGCGCCACCAGCGGGGCGUCUGCUGGGUCACGCAAGAGCGUUCUCUCGGCCCGCUCCUCGGCGUCAAUUCGCAGCAUGUUGUCGGCACGCAGCUCAAAGAGCGCAGCGAGCGUUGUCAGUCGCAUCUCAGCCCGCAGCACGUCAUCAACGCGCACCAUCCGUGCUGCCGACCAAGACCAGCCCAAGGCGGUUGCACCUUUGUCCUCAUCCGAAGCAACCAGCGUGCCUCCUCAUCGCUCGAAGCCCGUCAACCAAGAGGCACCCACAGCCGCCGCUCAAGCACCGGCGCUUGCACGUGUGACCAAGAUGACCCGGCGCAAUCGCAGCAAAAGCUUCUCUGGGCGCGGUAUUAAGAUCGAGGCCCUGGCCGACCAGGCGCAGGCGCUGGCAAACGCAGGCAACAGCAACAGCAGCAGGCCAUCAAGCAGACAGCAAGCUAGGUCGCCAACCACAAGGCCCAGCGCCGCCAAGAGCACGGCGUCAAAGCCAAGCACGCCAAGUGCAGCGGCAGCCACUCCCCCAGCGGCGAAGGAGACGAAGAAGACAAAGAAGAAGCCGAAGAAGCAGCUCAAGCGCGCCAAGAGCCAGGGUGUUCUUGACACUGGCGCAAUGUCUUCGACAACAGCAGCAGCGGCAGCAGGCGGUUUCGGCGGCGGUGGCCGUGAUGGCGGCUCUUCGUCUGGUCCCAGCGCGUUUUCUUUGUCCAUUGGCAGUGUUGAGAGGCAGCGGCUGAUGCGCGCCAUCACAUCCAUCAGCCCUCGUGACGACGCAACAGAGCUUGUGUCCGUUGGGUUUGCGUCUGGUCAGGAGGCGGAGCUGCCGCUUCGGGAUCCCAGCGAGCGCACGCGCACGCGCCUGGAGAAGGAGUUGGAUGAAAUGGAGCAGGCUGCCAUGUACGCGGGGCUGCCCCACUACACAUGGAAGGUGGAUUUGGGCGACAACGUCGUCGUCGUCAGCGUGCGCUCCGCGUAGGACGCCCUUCCUGUGUUUUUUUUUUUUGUGUGUGUGUGUGUGUGUGUGUGUGUGUGUGUGUGUGUGUGUGU
Molecule: messenger RNA, 1976 nt
Organism: Salpingoeca rosetta
Lineage: Eukaryota; Choanoflagellata; Craspedida; Salpingoecidae
Exons: 5
Coding region: 403-1905 (500 amino acids)
Source: RefSeq, a predicted model, not a curated record